AGAAAUACCAGAAAGUCCAGUUGCCUAUUGAAAAAAAGCACCUUUGGGACAACCAUGACUUGGAUGACUGAGAAUCUCCAUAGAUAGAAACUUGGGAUCAUCCUAAAUUCCACUCCUAAAUAAUUUCCCUGUCCCACAAUCUCCCAAUAUUCUACCGACAAAAUAUAGUCACUUUGCCACCAAAUUCCAGGGAUUUUUAAAGAUUGGAAAUGGGAACAGUAAACUUCCUAGAAGAUUACCAGCUCAUUCCUACUCAUACAACCUCCAGCCCGCCAAAUAGGCCAGAAUUAAGCAAAACAAGGCCAAAAAGAGAGAGAGAGAGAGAGAGAGAGAGAGAGAGAGAGAACUAAUUUACUCUAAUGGUUAAGACACCAGCUACAAAACAAGAGAUCCCGAGUUCUAGUCCCGCCUUAGCCAUGAAAGCCAGCAAGUUUGGAGCCAGUAAGUCUCUCUCAGCCCAAUCCACCUCACAGGACUGUUGUGAGAGUGGGGGAAUAGGAGGAGGAAAGAGUAUCGUGUGUGUUUGCCAUUUGGAAGUUGUUUGUAAAAAUAAUAAAGGGGUACAAAAAAAACACGUUGUAACCUUACAGAGACAUCACUAUCUUUCUUCCUGUUCAUCCUCCAGGAUGUUCAGGGUGGGAGUUAUGCUCCCCAAUUUUGGGGAAAUUUAUAACUGUUUAAUGAAGCUCUCUUACUUGUCUGCUUUUCUCUGUUCCCACUCAAAGACUCCUACAAAAAUGCUGUCCCUGUGAGAUUGAAAGAGGAUGAAAUCUCUCUGCUGCUUUACAGGAUGUCUUUGGGGCUGGAUCUAGAAUUUUUUUAGCUCAGCCCCAUCUGGCUGGUUGAGCUUCAACUGAAUGUACUUGGAGAUCUGUAAAGACAGAAGCCAGCUCCCAUAAAUGGAGAGGCCUUUUCAAACUGGAAAAAAAUGAAACACCUAAAUGUUUAGGGACGAGCAUGUCAUUCAGCUGGUGCCUGAAGUGCCAGUAUCUGUUGACAGAUUUCUAAAUUGUGAACAGUUGGUUUUACAUCCAAUUUUUGGCUUGCGUACUCUGACCCUGAAGCAGGAAGCUGAAAUUUAGCUGAGAGAAACCUCAGUUUUUUAAAACAGGACUGACUUUCUGAAGGUUCUAUAAGUUGCAAAUAUUCACAACUUUAGAUGUUUGGCGCUGCUCUUCUCUUCUCUUUGGGCUUGCAGGUGUAAGGGAGUUUUCUUUCUUAUCCUCAUUGGAUCACUGUGCCACUUGCUCAAAAUCUCACCGUCGUGUGUAAUUCGUUGCAAAUUUUAGAAGGUCCUAUUUUUUUUUUAUUAAAUAUAUCUUGCUUGUUCUGAUGCUGUCUGUCCUCCAGGAAAGGUUUUCCCAUCUUUUUUCCUUGUUGAAAUCUAAGAAAAGCUUGCAUGAAGAGCUCAUGAACAGUCUAAAGCAGGGGUCCCCAACCAGAAGCAUGCCAGAAACUGGGCCAUGCAAACAAGUGAAGCCCCAUCCGCGAGAUGCAGGCAACAUGCAAAACCACGUUCCCUCCGGUCCACAGAAAAACCUCUCCACGGAACCGAUCCCUGGUGCCCAAAAAGUUGGGGGCUGGUAGUCUGAGGUAAAACUUGCAGUUCAGGAGGAUUUGAACUGAGGCCAGUGCGUGGUCCAGAAGGCAGCAUCCUCUGGAAAGAUGGCUGAAGCAGAAGAAGGAGAGGUUGGCGUGGAAGUGAAGCUAGAAGAGGAGGAAGAAGAUGAAGAGCCUGGCUACAUCCAAACUGGGCGGCGGUACAGGUGCCUGACCUGUAGCAAGACUUUCCCUAGCGUGCCACGGGUGUUGCGUCAUUUAAAGUCCCACGUGGCUGGUACUGUGGAUGGUGUAGCUGCCAAACUCGCUUGUCCUAAUUGCAGGAAAGAGUUUCCUGACCGGGCUCAACUUCGCAAGCACCAGCUCAGCCACCAAACAGAGCGCCCGUACCAAUGCCAGCUUUGUGCCAAGUCUUACAAAACCGCCCCCGAGCUGCGGAACCACGGGCGUAGCCACAGUGGCGAGAAACCCUUCGUUUGCCACGAGUGCGGCAAAGCGUUCAUGCAGCCCGUUUGCCUGCGAGUCCACAUGGCCCGGCACACCGGAGACCUGCCCUUCCGCUGCCAGCAGUGCCACAAGGGCUACGGCACUCUUUCCAAGCUGAAGAUCCACCAGCGUUCUCAUACAGGCGAGAAGCCAUACUCCUGCGGUGAAUGCAGCAAGCGCUUCGCCGACCCCUCGGUGUUCCGGAAGCACCGCCGGACCCACGCUGGUCUCCGCCCCUACCAGUGUGAGGUGUGCCGCAAGACAUACGCUGAGUUGAAGGAUCUCAAGAAUCACGAGCGCUCCCACACUGGCGAACGCCCCUUCUUGUGUCAGGAUUGUGGAAAGGCCUUUUCCCGGUCCUCAUCGCUGGCCUGCCACCAGCGCAUCCAUGCGGCCCACAAGCCCUACCGUUGCAACCUCUGUGGGAAAGGCUUCACCCAGCUGUCCUCCUUCCAGAGCCACCAGAGGACCCACUCUGGCGAGAAGCCUUUUCUCUGCCCGCAGUGCGGACGCAUGUUCAGCGACCCCUCCAGCUUCCGCAGACAUCAGAGAGCCCACCAGGGCCUCAAGCCCUAUGCCUGCGACAAGUGUGGGAAGGCUUUCCGCCAACCAGCCGACCUGGCCAUGCACCAGCGCAUCCACACCGGCGAGAGGCCCCAUAAGUGCUCGCAGUGUGACAAGAGUUUCGUGGCUUCAUGGGACCUCAAGCGCCAUCUGCUGGUGCACUCCGGCCAGCGCCCUCACCAAUGUGGGGAGUGUGGCAAGAGCUUUGCUGAGCGGGCCAGCCUGACCAAACACUACCGUGUUCACUCAGGCGAGCGGCCAUUCAAGUGUGGCCGCUGCGGCAAAGCCUUUGUGGUGUCGUCCAGCCUCCGGAAGCACGAACGCACCCACAGCAAUGAGAACAGCGAGGACAAGGCCACCCCCGCAGGCAACCAGGACCCAAUCCUCAGUGACCCAUCAGCCAUUGUGGUCGCCACCGUGGUGCCCGCCUGUGGGGAGUGUGGGGAGGUCUUUGCCUCAACUCAGGAACUACGGCGCCACGAACGCCUGCUGCAUCCUGGCCUGCGCCCAUUUACGUGUCGAGAAUGCGGCAAAGGCUUCUCAGACCGGGCUGGCCUGCGUAAACACGAGCGAAUCCACUCAGGAGUCCGUCCCCACGCCUGUCCCCACUGCUCUAAAGCCUUCCUGGGUGCCUCAGACCUACGCAAGCACCUCAAGACCCAUGUGGCUCUAGAGAACAGGAGCACCGAGGAUACCAUGGUGACUGCCACCAUCAUGACCUACGAAUCCCUCCUUCCUGCUCAUCUCCAUCCCCAUGACGACGGGACAGAAACUGACAAGGACUCUCCCUCGGACUGCCUGCCUGACCCCCUCACGGAACCCUCGUAAGCUCCGCCUCCCUCCCGCCUUUGCCCUGCCUGCGAUUGGACGAAAAGAAGCCAGCUCAGUUGCUUAAAAGCUCUUUGUGUACUUUGAUGAUUGCCCAGUCUUGCCAUGUGGAUGUGAUAUGUGGACCGCACUCUUUCAGGGCCCUCCUGUCCAGCAUGGCUCUCCAGCAUUUCUUUCCAAGUAGGGCUUGAUGUGCUUCAUCAUUGGCUGUGUGUGGCUGCCUUUCCUCCCACUCUCCAUUGUUGCCCACACCAGUUGUUCACUUGCCUGCCUGGUGGGGAAUUAAAUGUGCCUGGUGUGUGUGUGUGUGUGUGUGUGUGUGUGUGUGUGUGUGUGAGAGAGAGAGAGAGAGAGAGAGGUCUGCGUGUGGGGAGUUGUGUUUUUAUUGUUUGCAGGGUGAUGCACAUUCAUUUUAUGAGAUGUUUCUGCAACCAUUGUGAACUGCUGUUGUGGUUUUUUUUAAAAAAAAGAAAACGAAAAUAAGCUCCAGGACUUUUUUAAGAGCAAGAAGAAUUAAAUUGAGAAAAUUUAAGGGAGGAAGCAAAGAACAAUGACCUUUUCUUCCUGGAGAGUUUUAUAAAUUAUCCGAGGGUUUCCUUGCUUGUAAGAAAAGAUUAAAAUAAAUGGCUUGCUUUUUUUAAAAAAGGGGAAAAUUGAGUUGGAUUGCAUGUGGGAGGUGCAAAGUUUUUAGUGUGGGGGACACAAUCCUUAUAUUAUCCUUAUCUCACCUAUAGAAAUUUAUCUUGCUUAUUGAAUUUUAUUUCAAGUUUUAUUUUAUUCCUGUAUUUAUUAUAUCUAUUUACCAUUGCUAUCAAAAGCCUCUCAGCAAUAAAGGGUUUUUGACUGCC
Molecule: messenger RNA, 4286 nt
Organism: Pantherophis guttatus
Lineage: Eukaryota; Metazoa; Chordata; Lepidosauria; Squamata; Colubridae
Source: RefSeq, a predicted model, not a curated record